Molecule: messenger RNA, 5728 nt
Organism: Monodelphis domestica (gray short-tailed opossum)
Lineage: Eukaryota; Metazoa; Chordata; Mammalia; Didelphimorphia; Didelphidae
Biological process (GO): regulation of transcription by RNA polymerase II
Cellular component (GO): nucleus
Molecular function (GO): RNA polymerase II cis-regulatory region sequence-specific DNA binding; DNA-binding transcription activator activity, RNA polymerase II-specific
Source: RefSeq, a predicted model, not a curated record
AUGCGGAGACCCCGAGGAAAGCGCAGCGCCCCGAGCUACCUUAGGAGAGAGCAGAGCUGGGAACGGGGGACGCCGGAGGCCCCGGGAAGGCCAGGAGACCGGAGCGCCCUACAGGGCGGGGCGGGGCGGGGCGGGGCGGAGCAAUCUAGCUGCGUAACAGGCUGCGCAAAGGCCUCCGGGAAGCCGGAAGUGAAGCUCGCCGCCAGUUUCUCCCCUCCUCCACGUCCAAAGCUUUCUCUGACUGCUCUCAGUAGCCGAUUGCGGGACUCCCUCCAGACCGCGCCUGCAGCCUCGGGAGCCUGGAGUGCCCGGGAUGGCCUUGGAGAGGGACAGACUCGCAGCCCAGGGCUUCCAGCUCCCCCACAAGAAGUGAUCUCUUAUUUGGAGCAGAGGGAAGUCCAGUGCAUGCUGAAGCCAGAAGGCCUACAGAGCUGCUGCCCAGAAGGAGAGAUUAGACCUGAAAUGAAGGCAAAUUCAACAGAGGGUAGCUAUCCUGUGGAAGAAAUGGACUUACAAAGAUUCAUGCAUAAACGUCCUGAUAACUUUGCUUCUAGGGAAUUCUGUGUUGCCCAUCAAAAUUCAUCACAUAUUGAACAUCAAAGAAUGCAACCUGAGGAAAAAUCUAGUGAAAAUAAUCAGUGUAGAAAGAAUUUUAUACACAGAUCCAGUGUUGUUGGACAUGACAGAAUCCAUACUAGCAAGGAAUCUUAUGAUUGCAAACAAUAUGGAAAUACAUUCAAUGAGAGCUCCAGUUUUGCUAUACAUCAGAGAUUGCACACUGGGGAGAAACUUUAUGAAUGCAAGCAAUGUGGGAAGACAUUCAAUCAGAGGUCCCAUCUUGCUGUACAUCAGAGGAUGCACACUUUGGAGAAACCUUAUGAAUGCAAGCAAUGUGGAAAGACUUUCAAGCAGAUGUCCUAUGUUGCAGUACAUCAGAGAAUGCACACUGGGGAGAAACCUUAUGAAUGCAUGGAAUGCGGAAAGACAUUCAAUACGAGGUCCCAUCUUGCAGUACAUCAUAGAAUACAUACUGGGGAGAAACCUUAUGAAUGCAAGCAAUGUGGAAAGAAAUUCAAGGUGAGGUCCCAUCUUGUUCAGCAUCAGAGAUUGCACACUGGGGAGAAACCUUAUGAAUGCAAGCAGUGUCAAAAGACAUUUACUUCCGCCCUCGGUCUUGCUACACACCUGAGAAUCCACAGUGGGGAGAAACCUUUUGAAUGCAAGCAGUGUGGAAGGACUUUCACCUGUAAUUCCAAUCUUUCUAGACAUCAGAGAAUACACACUGGCGAGAAACCUUAUGAAUGCAAACACUGUGGAAAGACAUUCACUUGCACCACCAGUCUUAUUGUACAUCAGAGAAUGCACACUGGGGAGAAACCUUAUGAAUGCAAACAGUGUGGAAAGAAAUUCACUUCCACCUCCAGUCUUACUGUACAUCAGAGAAUACACACUGGGGAGAAACCUUAUGAAUGCAAUCAGUGUGGAAAGGCAUUCACUCGCAUCUCCAGUCUUUCUCUACAUCAGAGAGUGCACACUGGGGAGAGGCCUUAUGAAUGCAAUCAGUGUGGAAAGACAUUCAAUCAGAUGUCUCAUCUUGCUGUACAUCAGAGACUACACACUGGGGAGAGGCCUUAUGAAUGCAAGGAAUGUGGAAAAACAUUCAAUCAGAGGUCCCAUCUUGUUAUACAUCAGAGAAUGAACUCUGGGGAGAAACCUUAUGAAUGCAAUCAGUGUGGAAUGACUUUCAUGUGCUCCUCCAGUCUUGAUGUACAUCAGAGAAUCCACACUGGAAUGAAAUCUUAUGAGUGUAACUAAUGUGGAAAGACAUUCCCUCGCACCUCCAAACUUGUACAUCAGAGAAUCCACACCGGGGAGAAACCUUAUAAAUGCAAGCAAUGUGGAAAGGCAUUCAAUUAGAAGUCCAAUCUUGUUACACAUCAGAGAAGCCAUCGGGGAGAAGUCUUGUGACUGCCAGUAGUGUGGGAAGACAUUUAGUUGUGGCUUCAAUCAUGCUAUAUGUGAAAACCACACUAGUGAGAAAAUUCAAAAAUGAAAACUGUGUGGAAAGGUGUUCAUAUUCAGCUCCAGUCUUACUAUGUUGUGGAGGAACUUUUCCUCCAUUUUGGGAGAGCAUUGUGGAAUUAGAAAUAUGCUUCCCUAAAAACUGAUUCCCAACAUAGCAUUUAUCUUGUUCUUACAUGCUGGCAUAGACAGGAUAUAAUUUUGUUGGAGCCCUUACCUCUCACGCUUCUCUACCUGUCAGAGUAGCUGAGAACAUUGGGAUAUUUCAGCAGCUAGAAAAACUCAAGUUAUGUGGUUCUAUUUUAAAACUAAUUGAAUAUUGUGUGUUAAUCCAAAUCUCAUGUGUUUUAAAAUAAUCAACAAAUAGUAUAUAUAUAUCAGGAUACAGGCACUGAAUUUAAGGGUACUUUUGUUAAAUUUCAAUAUCUGGUGUUAUAGAACUUUAUUUACUAUUCAGAAAGGAAUGAAUUGACACUGCAGUGGAGUCUGCAGAACUCCAAAUUCAACUUUAGACUCAAGCUUCCUUAACCUCCCUAGUGUCACCGUCCACCCACAUUCCAUAGGUCACAUCUCUGUGAUCUCCCAUAUUGAGGUAGAGUUCUGCACUGAGCAUAGUGUGAAUCAUAAAACUGCUCAGACUCUACUUCAGAAGAUUUGAGUAAGCUUUUCCCCAUUUUUUACAAUGGAGGUACUUGGUCGGGAAUGUAUUGAGAACGUUAAAAUUUCUCCACCCUGCUCAGACAGUGCCUUAGGGGAAGAUAAAGUUGCAAAUUCUUGAUUGAACAAUGAAAAGUCCCCAACUCAUACUUAUAGUGAAGCAAAAACCCCAAGUUAGGUGGUCUAUUUUUAGAUCUAAUACAAAAGGGUGCUAAGUACCCAUUAAAGCUUAAUCACUAAUAGGUCAAGCAACUUACAAAAGGCAAGCUUAACAAAAGAUGUGUGAUGGUUUAGUUUACCCAGAGAAGGUGAGAACUAAAGAGUGGUGAGAAGUAAGAAUGGGCAGUCCAGGGAAAAAGCGCCCACUGUGAUUGGUAGAUAUGAAAAUUUAGGGGAGGUGACAUGAGAAAAUUUCUUUAAAAGGAGAAUUCAGUUCAGGUUAGUGGUAGUUCAGUUACAAAGUUGAAUUGGAGCUCUGAACUCAGUUCAGGAGUUGAGGAUUUCAGUGGAGGACUGCAGCUUGCUUGAGACUAUCUUGUGGUGAGUGAUAAAGACUGACUCGUGUUUCCUUAAGGCUCAGGCCUAGGCCCUUUCUACUAUUUUUUCUCUUCCCUUAAUUCCUUCAUUUAUAUUAAUUAAAAUCUCCAUAAAACUCAGUUGACUUGGGAAUUUUCAUAUUUGGGAAUUUUCCCAUGGUGACAACUUAACUUUAAUAUAAAUCAAGACACUAAAAAUUAUCUUUACAGUUUGGCUGAAUCCUUUACAGUUUUGGCAAUUGACAGUCUUGGAAAACCCACAUUUUUGUGGUUAUAAUAGUGUGUAGGAAUCUCAUUUAGACUGUGUUGUAGAGAGUGGGCAGGCCAAAAUGGUAAGGCUAUCUAUGGAGAUGAAUUUCUCCCUUGAAUUUGAGGAUAUUCUUGGUAAUUGAAAGGAUCAGUGCUGCUAGGAAUGAGUUAUUUGAGAUAAGUAAUUGGUUGCCCUUCCAUAGAGUUGACCAUUCUUGCAAUUCUAUUUCCUGUCUGUACUUUGGAGGAGUAACCUUCCUUGCCCUCCCAUCUAUUGGUAAAAUGCCAGAGGCUUAGUGUUUCCAGGUAGCUACUUUCAGGCCACAUGGCUAGGGGCAAAAAUAAGGUUUAAAUGGCUACUAUGCUUGAAACCACAUGGAGGCUUGAAAAGAGUAGACUACAGAGAGCAAAAUAGGGCUAAAAUCUGUUAAUUUUGCCUCAGUAAUCAAUACCAUCUGAAACUCUUCCUUCAGUUUUCUGGAAUUUUAAUCUGGAGAUAGAAUCUUGUUAGGGUAUCUGGGUUGCUUCCCACCAAAGUGAAAGAAGCCAGGAGGGUUAGAAUCCAAUUGUUGCUAAAACACACAUAUACACUUGGCUUAAGGGCUCACAGUGAACAAUGGCUGUCCAGCCACUGACAAUGUAAAGGAAAGGGAUUUCUACUUUCCCAGCUUCAAGAGACCAGCACCAAGGACUUCCAGCUUAUAGCAGCAGCGAUAGUAACAGCAGCAGUAAGAACAGCAGCAGGAGGAACACUCAAGUAGUGAGGAAGGGAGGGAGGAGAAGGCAACAUCAGCAAAGCCCAGAAAACUGGCACAAGGCCAUGGCAGAGGAAACAUGCUUUCUUUUCAAACUAAUCUAGUUAGAAUGAAGAAUUCUGGACCCUAUUUCUGUGGUCACCAUAAAUGUAAGAUUUAGAUUAAUAUCCAAUGCCUGAAUUAUAUUUUUACAAAGUUUAUUAUCCAAUAGUAGGACCAUGUGACUAAGUCGUAUAAAAAUUAAAUCUUAAUAAUAAAAAUAUAUUUUAAGGAUUUAUUUGUGAUCAUUAGAAAUCAAGGAAUAAAGAGGAUACAAAAUAAAGACCACUUGUGAAUGGCUGAUCAGCCAUUUCAAAACCCUUCCCUCACCACUGCGACCAUAUUCACUGCUUCCUCUGGAAGUGGAAUGGAGACUUGGAGGAGAUGUGACCAAGAAUCUUGAUCAUUCUGGUGGAAGUGUAUAGUAAGCUGAAGAGUUCCAAAUGAGAGAUGCUCUCUCUUGGGAGCCAUCUAGGAGUAUGAUGCCCUGGAAUCAAUUUCCCAGCUCCUUCGGUAUGUGUUCAUCAUAGCCCAUCCAUUCAAAUUUUUACAAAUGUGGGAGGUCAGGAUUAUAAUUGUACUUCAUUUCAGCUACUAAAAUUGACCCUUUACACCUCAUUACAAAUAACUCACAGACAGGCAAAAUUGUCAUAAUUGUUCAAAGAAAAAAUCUUAAAUUCAUGCUUGAAGACCCCCUAAAAUCAAUUUGACAUAUUUAACUCAUUAAAUUUUCCAAAGGGUGUUAUAUAAUUGUAACCAGUUUUGAUGAAGUCCAUCUAUCACCUAUGCGACAAUUAACAAUAAAAAGCUGUUUUUUUUUUUUCCCAUGGGUUUAUUCAAUAUUUGUUCAGUAUCAUUAUAGGGGAAAGGUAACAGAAUACAACAGUAGUUAAAACACAGUAGAUUAAAAUGAGUCAGUGUAACGGAAUAGUAUUGACCAGAUUAAUGUAUGAACUUGAAACAACAAAAUUAAAUCUUAAAGCAGACAAUAAGCAAAGUGCAAUAAAAUAGACUUUCAUAAACCAGUGGAGUCUGAAAAGGCUUAAAAUUUUUCACCUCCAGUCUCUUUAUAUCUGUUCAGAUUUCCUUUUUUUUUAAACCCUUACCUUCCAUCUUCAAAUCAUUACUAUGUAUUGGUUCCAAGGCAGAAGAGGGGUAAGGGCUAGGCAAUAGGGGUUAAGUAUUGUAAAAAUGGAGAUUUGAACCCCAGACUUUAAUCCCCAGAUGUCCUUGGUACUUCCUAAAGUUCCACCGAUUCUCACCUGAGUUUGAGAUCACCAAUUCUUUAAGGGGGCUCUCUGCCAACUUGCUCUCUCUCCCUACUUCCGCUUCUUAUCACAUGCGGCUCUCUACCAGGUAGGCAAGAUGUAGAGUGAGUGGUUGUAAAUGGGAUCUCUGGGCCUAGACUCAUGCUUUCUAUAUUUGUAUUUUAUUUCUUAAUUUUUAAUAAACCUCUAAAAAAUACCUUUA